GCGGAGCCCUUGAGGUCCAGAGACUGGCACGGCGCGUCAGUGGAGCAGCCAGCCACGGAUCCAGCCCCCUUCACCCGCGCCUCGGUUCCACCCCUUGCCAACAGUCCUGGCCUCGCGACACCGGACAGCCCCCAGUUCUGAGAAAUCGGGGAACAUGUUAAAGAACUGGCUGAUUAUUUUUAUCCUUUUCCCCCUGAAGCUCAUAGAGAAAUGUGAGUCCACCGUCAGCCUCACUGUUCCUCCCAUUGUGAAGCUGGAGAACGGCAGCUCAGCCAACGUCAGCGUCACCCUUGGGCAACCGUUAAACGCAACCUUGGUGAUCACUUUUGAAAUCACAUUUCGUUCAAAAAAUAUCACUAUCCUUGAGCUCCCUGACGAAGUUUUGGUGCCUCCUGGAGUGACAAAUUCCUCUUUUCAAGUGACGUCUCGAAAUGUUGGACAAGUUACUGUUUAUCUGCAUGGAAAUCAUUCCAACCAGACUGGCCCAAGGAUACGCUUCUUGGUGAUCCGCAGUAGCCUCGUGAGCAUCAUAAACCAGGUGAUUGGCUGGAUCUACUUUGUGGCCUGGUCCAUCUCCUUCUAUCCUCAGGUGAUCAAGAACUGGAGGCGGAAAAGUGUCAUUGGUCUGAGCUUUGACUUCGUGGCCCUGAACCUGACGGGCUUUGUGGCCUACAGCGUGUUCAACAUCGGCCUGCUGUGGGUGCCCUACAUCAAGGAGCAGUUUCUCCUCAAAUACCCCAACGGAGUGAACCCUGUGGAUAGUAAUGACGUCUUCUUCAGCCUGCACGCGGUCGUCCUCACUAUGAUUGUCAUUGUGCAGUGCUGCCUGUAUGAGCGAGGCAGCCAGCGCGUGUCGUGGCCUGCCGUUGGCUUCCUGGUGCUCUUGUGGCUCUUUGCAUUCACCACCAUGAUUGUAGCUGCAGUCGGGGCGACCACAUGGCUGCAGUUUCUCUUCUGUUUCUCCUACAUCAAGCUCGCGGUCACACUGGUCAAGUAUUUUCCACAGGCCUACAUGAACUUUUACUACAAAAGCACCGAGGGCUGGAGCAUUGGCAACGUGCUCCUGGACUUCAUUGGGGGCAGCUUCAGCCUCCUCCAGAUGUUCCUCCAGUCCUACAACAACGACCAAUGGACACUGAUCUUCGGAGACCCCACCAAGUUUGGACUCGGCAUCUUCUCCAUCUUCUUCGACAUUGUCUUCUUUAUCCAGCACUUCUGUUUGUACAGAAAGAAACCAGGGUAUGACCAGCUGAACUAGCACCCAGGGACCCAGUGUAAACAGCCCCAAGCUCUGUGCCCUGGGGGGGAAGACCCCCGCCAGGGAAGGCCUCAGCCAGCAAAGGCCAGAGACUGCAGUCUGGCUCUGGUGUGCACAGCUGGCUCGGCAUGUGCACAGAGAAGCGCUGUCUUCCUCAGAGCCAAACACCUUCAACUCCAACCAGCCUGCCUCCCUCCAGGGCCCUCGUGCACCCCCUGGCCAGCCAUCUGGCCCUCCUGCAUCUUGAUGCCACCAUCUCUCUUUUCUUUAAGGCUUCAGGCAGCACACACAGGUUCUGGCAGCUGUCUCAGGCAGGAUUGAGUGCUGAGCUUGCAGCUAAAGGCCUCGCCCCAACCAACCAGUGUUUCUGGGAGCAGCUUGAAGGGCUGACCUGCAGCCACAUUGCCAAGGGCACUUUGCUGCCACCGCUGUGUUCCCAGAGACCCAGCAGCCAGUGCUGUGGCCAGUGGACUCAGAGGUGCUGGUGCUGGUGGCAGAGGGGCUAGGACUUUGGGGUCAGGCCUUGGGGUCCUUUCUCUGAAGGCUGCUUGCCUGACACUCAUUCUAGGUAACUCAGCAUCCGUGACUACAGUCAUAGCUGGCCCACACCAGAGUAUUUCUGAGCCCACCAGACUGGUCCUAAAGUGGACUCACACCCAACACCCUCUGCAUCUUUAUCACAGAGUCAGACUGUCACACUAACUCCUUUCAGAUAUUUUGGAGGGAUGUCUUGGAAGUGGCUCACUUUCUUCUGCCCUCUCCUACCUCCACCUUCCCAGAGUCAAGUGGGGCCCCACCUGAGCACCCCAGCUGCUCCUUACCCUGCAUCUGGAGUGCAGGACACGCACACACAUCCUUUCUCUUCCUACCAGUCUGUGCCUUAGAGGCCUGUUAGACCUGCCAAAUGGUGAGAGGAGCUCCCUCGGAGGGGAGGGCAGGCCCCCUUCCUUCACGUUUCCCAGCCUGAGACUCACCAAUUUUUGGCUGUUCAGGAGCCUCACAUAACUUAAGACCACCUCACACAAUCCUUAUGGGCUCAACCCUGACCUCAAACCUCCUCCUCUCCCACCCUAAGCUGCUGUCCUUCCUAUGGCAGGAGGGGAGGGUCGCAGGACGUGCCUUGUAGAUGCCUCAAGUUUGUCAGUCCACUCUGACUUUUUUACUGCAAGAUCAAUGUGAAGGGCCUGUAUCUCUAAUUAAAACCUGACUUGUUUCCUUUCUGCA
Messenger RNA from Lemur catta (Ring-tailed lemur), 2482 nucleotides. It is a transcript of the gene CTNS, whose product is annotated as cystinosin, lysosomal cystine transporter. Gene Ontology annotation, biological process: L-cystine transport. Gene Ontology annotation, molecular function: L-cystine transmembrane transporter activity. NCBI's taxonomy places the organism in Eukaryota, Metazoa, Chordata, Mammalia, Primates, Lemuridae. Bases 155 to 1258 code for a protein of 367 amino acids. The transcript is spliced from 11 exons. Gene Ontology annotation, cellular component: lysosomal membrane. The record is from RefSeq and is a predicted model, not a curated record.